This is a messenger RNA of Vanessa atalanta (red admiral), 486 nucleotides long. RefSeq names its product adenosine 5'-monophosphoramidase HINT1-like (gene HINT1). Gene Ontology annotation, biological process: purine ribonucleotide catabolic process. Bases 48 to 434 code for a protein of 128 amino acids. The record is from RefSeq and is a predicted model, not a curated record. Gene Ontology annotation, molecular function: hydrolase activity. Gene Ontology annotation, cellular component: nucleus; cytoplasm. Lineage: Eukaryota; Metazoa; Arthropoda; Insecta; Lepidoptera; Nymphalidae. The transcript has 3 exons.
UUAUAAGUUAAAAUGUCAAGUGAAAAUAAAAAACACAAUCCAUAAACAUGGCGGGCGGUGAAGUGGAACUCGCUCAAUCUGCAUCUGAUGGAGGCGAUACUAUAUUUGGAAAGAUAUUGAGAAAAGAAAUUCCAGCUAAAUUCGUUUACGAAGAUGACCAGUGUGUCGCAUUCAACGAUGUGAACCCUCAAGCUCCUACCCACAUCCUCGUCAUCCCCAGGAAACCGAUCUCACAGCUUUCUAAAGCUGAAGAUGCUGAUGAACAACUCUUAGGUCAUCUGUUAGUCGCAGCUCGUAAGGUUGCAGCUCAACAAGGUCUGGACAAAUCUGGCUUCCGUUUGGUGAUUAAUGAUGGAAAGAAUGGUGCACAAAGUGUUUACCAUUUGCACAUUCACAUUUUAGGAGGACGCCAAAUGCAAUGGCCUCCUGGUUAAAAAAAAAAUAUUGCUAUAGUCUGUGAUUAAUAAAUCAAAUAUUGUUAAAUGA